AUGGCAGGUCCUCGUCAAAUUUUCACAGAUGUGAAUGCAUUCUUGGCUUGCACUAAAAAUGUUUGUGAAUUUUGCACAAAGAAAGAACAAGGCAAUGAACGGCAUUUAAGAAGGAAACAUCUUCAGAAAGCUGUUUACUUCUUUCAUCAACAGAAAGAAUGUUUCACAGUUGCAUGUCAUUGCAAAUUGGGCCAAAAGACAACCACAAGAGUCCAUUAUCAUUGCCCUUUCUGUAACUUUAAGCCUAUUGUCCGAGAAGAUGUUUUUAAGGUACAUCUGCAAAAUGUACAUGAUAUAACUGCAAUUGACAAAACUGACAUAAAGGAAACACCGGUGGAGGAAAAGCAAACCCCAAACAAAGAAAAAGCUUUCUUCAAAUGGAUUGGUGCAGAAAAUGUGAGCAGCUAUUUGAAGCUGCUGCAAAAUCACAAGUUGACCCGCGUGUCUUCAUCACAUUUGAUAUUGAAUCUGGACGAUGGCACUGCCCCUGCAUAA
Messenger RNA from Knipowitschia caucasica, 495 nucleotides. Lineage: Eukaryota; Metazoa; Chordata; Actinopteri; Gobiiformes; Gobiidae. The record is from the annotation of a GenBank genome assembly.